Gossypium raimondii (Peruvian cotton) is the source of this 1010-nucleotide messenger RNA. RefSeq lists its product as uncharacterized. The record is from RefSeq and is a predicted model, not a curated record. NCBI's taxonomy places the organism in Eukaryota, Viridiplantae, Streptophyta, Magnoliopsida, Malvales, Malvaceae. The transcript has a single exon. The coding region runs from base 222 to 770 and encodes 182 amino acids.
AAAAAAAAAACAGUAUUCAACUUCACCCCAUAUUACUGAAAAACUCAUGGGAAACACUCUCAAUGACGCAAACUGCUUAGCGUUUGAGAAAAAAAAAGAAGACAAAAAGGCAGUGGUUUCCCUGUUUUGUACUAUUAUCUGCUAUCCUCAAAAUCCCCAAACGGCUGUUCCAAACAAAAAGAAGAACAGCUAGAAACACGGUUUCUUGAGAAAAAAGAAGCAUGGAGAACAAUAUGAGCAUGGCGGAGGCACAGCUGACGCCACCGGCAGCGGCGGCGGUACAAUUAACAGACCUAGUCUAUUCAUUAGAGCAAGCAACCCAGAUGGCAAAACAACUACCCGUCACGUCAGACCCAACCUACCUCUUCCAAAUCCAUUCAUCUCUCCAUCGAGCCCAUCAUUCUCUCUCCUCUUUCCUCUCCGCCGCCCAUCCCCAGCAUCUUCCGCCGCCGGUUGCGGCCGCGAACUCUCUCUCCUCUGCCACUGGAGCUGCCAACGAGAACGGCAGCGACCCGAUGCAGGUGGGCGAUGAGAAUGAAGCGGAGGCGGAGGAGAAUUCCAAGACGUCGAUUGAUAAGGUGGAGGAGAGGAUGAGGGAAUGUUUUUUUAUCAAGAACAAGAGGGUAAAGAGGCAGCUCUCGCCGUCGUCCGCGGCGUUGGCGGAGGAGAGGAGGGUUUGUGAUGACAGAUUCGUGGGUGGUAUCAUGGGUUUUGAUCCUAUUGGGGAGAAGUUGCGGGCUUUGGAUCUUGUCUACCAGUUUCAUGGUUGAACCAUACACAGACAGGGUUGAAACAGAACAGAGGGUAUUUAAUGCAAGCUUCCUUCUUCUUCUUCUUCUUAUUAUUAUUAUAUUAAGGCAAUUGGGUUGUAUUGCCUUUAAAUUUAUUCAUUUUCUUCCUUUUUUAAUUCAUUUUUCCAAUCUUUUCUUUUUACUGUGUGUUGAUAGCAAGAAAAUUGAAAAAGAGUACGAGGAAAUUAGAAAACACCUUGAAUAAGCUUUUCUUUUUCA